This is a messenger RNA of Penicillium mononematosum, 1629 nucleotides long. Its product is annotated as putative amino acid transporter. Gene Ontology annotation, biological process: amino acid transmembrane transport. The record is from RefSeq and is a predicted model, not a curated record. Gene Ontology annotation, molecular function: amino acid transmembrane transporter activity. Lineage: Eukaryota; Fungi; Ascomycota; Eurotiomycetes; Eurotiales; Aspergillaceae. The transcript has 2 exons. The coding region runs from base 1 to 1629 and encodes 542 amino acids.
AUGUCAUUUCUAGGCAUCUACAUCCGCGAUUUACCGGGGCUUAUGAUGGCACCACUGAGACAUGGUCAACAGUCCUCUCUCAAACUGCAAGGAGGCGAUACACAUCGCGACCUCUAUCGUAUUGAAGCUCGCUUAAGACGGGCCGGAUUGGAUCAGCGUGCAGCAACAUUCUCGCAUCCUCCCAGGCUGGAAACGGACGAUGAUCUCGAGAUCUCGAUACGCGAUGAACCAGGGGCGUUUCGCCGGCAGUUCUUGAUGCGAAACAAACGUGACUUCGCCAACAAAUAUGCACCGAAUAGCUUCAUGGAGUUCUUAGACUUAUACGGAAGAUUCGCCGGUGAAGACCUGGUCGAGUCGGAAGAUGAGACAGACGUUGAAAAUGCCGGAACCCCGGCGGAUGAAGUAGAGCCGGAAAGAAGGCCAUUGCUUCCCAUUCGUGAAAGCUCUCAAGGGGACGCGUCAGACAUGAAAACUUUCUUCACACUCCUCAAGGCCUUUAUAGGAACAGGGAUCAUUUUCCUCCCUAAGGCGUUCCGCAACGGUGGCAUACUCUUUUCAUCAAUUGCUCUCGUCACAGUCUCGAUAUUGACAACCGUCUGUUUUCAUUUGCUGCUUCAAUGCCGGCGACGGUAUGGUGGUGGCUACGGCGAUAUUGGGGAAUCUAUUUCCAGCCCCCAUCUUCGCUCACUUAUUCGCCUUUCGAUUGCGACUACGCAGCUUGGUUUCGUGUGUGCUGCCAUUGCUUUUACUGCGGAUAACCUGCGUUCAUUUAUAGAGGGCGUGGCCACCUAUAAUAGUAGCACACCGUCCAUUUCCACAAUAAUCGCGCUGCAGUUGGUGAUCCUCGUGCCUCUUGCCUUCAUUCGCAAAAUCUCCCGACUCGGAUUAGUUGCACUACUUGCUGAUGUCUUCAUCUUCAUCGCUAUUGGCUACAUAUACUACUACGAUAUUUCGGAAAUUUCUCAGCGGGGCUUGAAGCCCACAGUCAAGCUCUUCAACCCCAACACAUUUACCCUGACGAUCGGGUCAUCAAUAUUCAUGUUCGAGGGGAUAGGCCUGAUUCUCCCCAUACAAUCUUCGAUGUCACAACCGGACCGGUUUGAUCGCAUCCUCUACAUUGUCAUGGCUCUUAUAACUUUUCUUUUCGCGACCGUCGGGAUUCUCUCAUACGGGGCAUUCGGCAGCCAGACGAAGAUCAAUAUCAUCAGCAAUUUCCCACAGUCGGAUAAAUUCGUCAAUUCUGUCCGGUUAUUCUUCUCGCUAGCUGUUCUUGUGGGCACCCCGGUACAGCUUUUUCCUGCUUUGCGAAUCAUGGAGAGAAAGUUAUUCGACCGCAAAUCUGGCCAGCAAAACCUCCUCAUAAAGUGGAAAAAGAAUAUCUUUAGGACAGGUAUUGUCGUUCUUUGCGCCUUGAUUGCAGCCCUGGGUGCCAGGGACUUGGAUAAGUUUGUUGCUUUUGUGGGAUCUAUUUCAUGUGUUCCUUUAAUUUUUGUUUAUCCGGCUUAUCUGCAUUGGAAAGGUAUUGCGACUACCUGGUGGGAAAAAGGAGGAGAUGUGUUGAUAAUUACAAUGGGGGUUGCCUGUAUGAUCUAUACCACUAUGUCUACCGUGUUUCUACAGUUUAACUGA